AUGGAGAAAGAUAAUGAAAAGUUCUUUAACGAUGAUGAAGUGGCCAGGGUGUCUUCAAAUACUGGCCUGGUAAAGUAUGGUUUGGUUUUAACGACGAACACAAUGCGGCCCGAAACCGAGUUAAAAAAGACUUCGUAUAAGAAUCAUAAUGAGAUCAAAGUAAUCUGGCAUCCAAAUGGUGAUGAAGAAAUUAUCUCUGAUGAUGAAGUUGUGUUAAUGGAUCGAUCAUUUAUGCCAGGUGAUGUAGUACGAAAAGUUAGUGAAGGCAAGCCAAGUCAAUUUGGACAUUGUGAAAAUAUUGAUAUAUAUGCCACAUUGAAAAUACUGAAUACCAACAAAAUAAUAGAAAAUAUCAAUUCCCGAAACUUUACUCCCACAAAACCAUUUGCAAUUAAUUCCUUGGUUUUUUAUGAAUCAUGGGUUGGUAGAGUUUAUGAUGUCAAACGUAAAGUUACAUUUGUUUCACAAGAUGGAUCGAUUUUUACAUUAGAGGACCCGCAUAGAAGAGGCUUCAUAAGUCUAUCUACAAGUCAUAGUUUUUCCAUUGAUGACAAUGUAUUUUAUCAUGGGCUAAAAUUAAAAAUGUGUCUAGAUUCCUUAGAGAAUGCAACAUUUUUAACGAUCAGUAACCUAAUGAAAUGUCUAUGGCACAAUUAUAAGAAGAAUAUCAGCAAUAAAUUUGGGUCCAAGUGGGUCAAAGUUUAUGUUCAAGAUGUUAUUGUAUCAUCAGUUGAAGUUCAAUGGUACAGCCAAACAUCAAGUAGAACAAAGCCGUGUGAAGAAUAUUGGCCAGGGAGAUUAUUUACUGGUGAUAAUUUGAAAAAACUAAAAACUAUUGAUCUAUUUGAGUCGUGUACAAUUCAAGUGGGAGACACACAUUGGUAUACAAUUAAAGAUACCGAUUAUUUGAUGACAAUGAAACAGUGGAGAUCUAAAUGUACAGAAGCUUUUAAUAUUGGAUCAGGUUCAAUACACAGUAAAACUAAUAAAGAUAAGCACCACAACAAACUUUUAGGUACCAUAAAACCAUCAAAGAGUUCACUUCCUAUUGAGUUGGAUGACUUAUUAUUAAGUGCACAAAAUGGAUCUAAUAGACACGCUUCAGCUGUUGCAAGACAAAUAAAUGAAAGAAUGUUAAAUGAGGAAUAUAAAUUUACAUUACUAUCCAAAAAAUGUGAAUCUAAACCAUCUAGAAGCACAACCGGAAAUAGUUGUGUAUAUACAUUAAAAUCGAACAGAUUAAAGAGGAACCGUAUGUUGGGAUCAUUAAUUAAAAAAAGUAAACAAUUCAAUAUACCUAAAGUAAAAACCAAACCAAAUUCCAAAGUUGUAGUUGAGAUUUGCUACACAAAAUCUAUGGUAGAUGUUAUAUGGCAGGAUGGUACUAAAGAAACUGGAGUUUCUUCCACUGAUCUCUACCCAGUACAAACUCUUGAUAAUCAUGAGUUUUUUCCUGGUGAUUUUGUUACUGAAAAAAGUACUGCAUCUGACGUUUAUGGUGUUGUAGAAUCUGUGGACCAUGCAGAACGCACUGCUCAUAUACAAUGGUUUAAAGUUUAUCCUGAAAAUCCAUCAUUGCCAAAUCCUAUUGAAAAGACUUAUUUUAGUGUAUAUGACUUACGUAAUCAUCCGGAUUUCCAUUUCCAAUCUGGUUGUUUCAUUAUACAUCCUAGUUCUGAUACAAACCCAGAUUUAAAUACCUUAAAUGCUGGGCAAGUAUUAAGUGCAGGGCCUGAUGGCAGGAUCUUAGUGAUGUGGGUUAAUGGUGAAAAAACGAAAUGUUGGCCACAAGAAUUAUUUGCUGUCCAAGUACAUGGUGAUGGCUUCAGUUUUCAAGAUGUAGAAUAUGACUCCUCUGAAGAGUGGAUGUAUAUAACCCUUCCGGGAUCAUCUAAUAUAAGCUGGAACCAAGUACACGAUAAGUGGAAAUAUGGAAGUCUAUUAGUCCAAUUACUAGAGCAAUCUGUUACGAAUUUAAAGUUAUUUCUAGAUGCUGUUAAACAAAAUUGUGACACAGAUAAAGUUCUUAAAUUAAAAAAAACUUUGGAACAAUAUAGGUUAGGAUUUAACGUCAGUUCGUUUUUACCAACUUCAGAAUGUAAAGAAAAUGAAAAAGAAAUAGAAACAUGGUACAAGGAUCUCAUGGAUAACAUCUCAAAAUUAAUAAACAAAAUAAUCUCAAGAAUAGAUAUUAAAGAGAGAGAAGAAAGAGAAUUAGUUGAAGAAGAAGAACUGUCAUAUGAAAUUUUAAUUAAAGACAGUUUUACUACACUAAAACAGUUUGUGUCAGAUUUCAUAAAUAAAGUUAAUCAUGUUUUCAAUGAAUCGUAUCGUUCUAAGUAUGAAAUAAUAAAACAUUGUGAUACAAAAGAUGAAAGCGAUGACUAUAGUCUAGAAAUAAUGGAUGUAACUGAGCCAGCAUCUGUACUUCCAGUAAUUGAACCACAUCCUGCUGAAUGUCGUUUUAUUACAUUGGAUACAGAACCAGUAUACGAUGUAACCAAACCAGAAUAUAACCAAAGUAUGACCAAACCUGAAGAAGUUGGAGUUUUUGAUGUGGUAGAAACACUUAUUGAUAAUUCACACAAAUACAUCAAUGAUAAAGAUGAUUUAAAUCCAUCGUUACCAAAAGUUAUUGCCAAAGACAUCCAAAUGCUUCAAAAAAGUUUACCGGCAGGAAUUUGGGUGAAAACUUUUGAAAAUCGUUUGGAUUUGUUUUCUGUAAUGAUUAGAGGACCAGAAAAAACUCCAUAUGCUAGUGGUUUGUUUCUAUUUGAUAUAAAAAUUCCACCCACAUAUCCAAUCCAACCUCCACUCUGUCAUUAUUAUAGUUAUUGUGACGACCGGUUGAAUCCAAAUUUAUACGAUGAUGGAAAAGUAUGCCUUAGUCUUUUGGGUACUUGGUCGGGUCGUGGUGUUGAAUUAUGGUCACCUAAUGAUUCAAAUUUAUUACAGCUUCUAGUAUCAAUACAAGGACUGAUAUUGGUGAGUGAACCAUAUUAUAACGAACCUAUAUUUGAUUCCCAGCAAGGUCAAAAGCUUUCAAAAGAAAACUCUCGUGUUUACAACGAAAUGGCUCUGAUCAAAGUAGUGCAGUCAAUGACAAAUAUGUUAAACAUGAAUAAUUCAGACGUUAAAAAUGUAGGGUAUUUUGAAGAAGAAAUACUGAAACACGUAAAAAAACAUGGUCCCAAGUUAAUCAGUACAAUUGAAAAUUGGAUUAAAAUGUCUGAAAAAGAAUUAACUGAAGACGAAAAACUUGUUCCUGGAUAUCCAUUAUUACCACUGUCCAAGGGUUUUUGUCUAUCAAUCAUCAAAGCAAUAAAAGAUUACAAAGAUGUAUUGAUUUCCAUGAACAUCAUAUUUAAAUAA
This is a messenger RNA of Macrosiphum euphorbiae (potato aphid), 3372 nucleotides long. The record is from the annotation of a GenBank genome assembly. Lineage: Eukaryota; Metazoa; Arthropoda; Insecta; Hemiptera; Aphididae.